UAGAGGUUAUGGCUAAUUAUUUGUUUUAUUAAUCCUUUUUAGAUAAGAUGUAAAUUUUCUCACAUAUUUUUAAGAUGUACAAUGAAUCAAGUCACUCUCAAAUAUAAAUACAUAAUUUUGACUUGUGUAUUAAUUCUAGUUUUGUUUGUAAUCCUCGCCAGGAAUUUAAACGAUGGGAAAUACGAAAAUGACACUGAAAAAAAUUUAUGGAAGUUUCCAGAGGACGUGAAUCAUGCAAAUUAUCUACUAAAUGAGGCUUAUCGAAAGAUAGAAGCUCUGGAAGAAAAAAUUAUCUCGCUGGAAGGCCGAGUACCUAAGACUUAUCCAGAUGUCAAUUUUUUAAAUUACUUGAAAAGGAAAAGGAUAUUAAUCACAGGUGGGGCUGGAUUUGUAGGAUCUCAUCUUGUGGACCGUUUAAUGUUGGAUGGUCACGAAAUAUUAGUAGUGGACAAUUUUUUCACAGGAAGAAAGAGAAAUGUAGAGCACUGGAUAGGACAUGAGAAUUUUGAAUUAAUACAUCACGAUAUAGUUAAUCCUUUGUUUAUUGAAGUUGAUGAAAUAUAUCAUUUAGCUAGUCCCGCUAGUCCACCUCACUAUAUGCAUAAUCCAGUUAAAACUAUUAAAACCAACACACUAGGAACAAUAAAUAUUUUAGGAUUAGCAAGAAGGCUUAAUGCAAAAAUUUUAAUAGCCAGCACAUCAGAAGUGUAUGGUGAUCCAGACAUUCACCCACAACCCGAAACAUAUUGGGGACAUGUAAAUCCAAUUGGACCGAGAGCGUGUUAUGAUGAAGGUAAAAGGGUUUCAGAAACAUUGACGUAUGCUUAUGCAAAGCAAGAAAAUAUGCAGGUUCGUGUAGCCAGAAUUUUUAAUACCUACGGCCCUAGAAUGCAUAUGAACGAUGGCAGAGUGGUUUCAAACUUUAUUUUGCAAGCAUUACAAAAUGAUGUCAUCACUGUGUACGGCUCUGGUGAACAAACGCGCUCCUUUCAAUAUGUAUCGGACUUAGUUGAAGGGAUGAUAUCACUUAUGAAUUCGAAUUAUUCGCAGCCUGUUAACUUAGGAAAUCCUGUAGAACAUACUAUAAAUGAAUUUGCGUCCAUUAUUAAAAAUCUUGUGGGAGGCCAUAGCAAAAUUAUUCACGUAAGCGAAGUGGAAGACGAUCCUCAAAGAAGAAGACCGAAUAUAACGCGAGCAAAGACUUAUUUGAACUGGGAACCAAAAGUAGAUUUAAAUACCGGGUUGCAUAAGACUGUCGAAUAUUUUAGGCAAGAGCUCAAAAGAUUUAAGUAUACACACAGAAAUAAAUUUAAAAUUGAAAAGCCGAGUUAGAAAAUCCGGAAUAAUAAUUUUCGUUAGUUUUUUUUUACAAUUUUUCCUUCUGACGUUGAAUACAAAGAAUUGAGAAGUAAAUAAAUGGACUUAAAAAUACUUUUUUACACAUUUUUUACUAUUAUUUGGUAUAUAAUUUACUAAAAAUAAAUAUAAUGUUUAUAAUCUUUAUAAAAAUUUCUUCUAUAAAUAAAAUGACAGACAUUAUCGUUUAAUGUUAUGUUUAAUAUUUUUUCUCAAUAUAAAAUAAAGACAUAACGUUUAUUAUCCUGCAUUUGUGUCAAAAAAUGUCAAAAAUUGACUGAUUCUAUUCAGAGCGUCAUUUUCUAUCGAAUAAACUAAAAAAAUACCGAGGGUGCCAUUUAAAAAUAAAAGUUGUAAUUUCCGGUGAAACAGGAAGUGACCGAAAACGAUUGAAUACAUCAAUCAAUCCUAAUUUAUGUCAUAUACUAGCAUACCAAAUCGCGUUUUUUAUCUGAAAAAUAAAGUUAUAGGUGUGAGCCACUUUUCAGACGCACCCGGUAUACUACUAGUCAAAAGGUGUUAUUUUUCAUGUUUUUAGUCUUGCAACCAUUGCAAGCUGGCUAAGUAACUAUUUUUGAAACUUUUUAUAAGAUUCAUAAGAAUUUCACUGGAACACAAGCCUCACCGUAAUGUUAUUUCCAGAUUUAUAUACUUGCCUUAAAUCAAUUAUAAAAUAAACAAAAGUAUAAUAUAAAAUAAACGUAGAAAAGCGCAUCAAACAGACAAAAAUUCAAAUUUGUCAAGGAAAGCCAAUAAAACCGUCAAGAUGUUUGUAUGAUGUAGCUUCAAUCUUUAGUGUCUUAAUGUAACUCUUCCACCCUUAGAUUUUUUUAUUUAUUGUGUAGUAACACUACCUUAUACAAUAUUAUAUACAUAAUACUUUAUAUACAAUUUCUAUUAAUGAGGCUAUUGCCUUAAAUUAACCAGUCAACAUUAUAAGUAUCUGAGAAUCCAUUUAUUCGCUUCUCAUUUCGUGAAAGCCUGAAAUAAUCAAAACUUACAUUUAUUUAAAUUUUGACCUCUUGUGAUUAGCACAGCUUUAUUUUUGUAUAAAGAAUAGACCUCAAAUUUAUAGGUAAUUUACAGCUAUUGUUUUGUGGUGUAAAACUGUAUAUACUGUGUAAUAAAUGUUAACUACUUUUAAAUAUUUAAGUUAGGUAAGGUCUAAAUUUUCCAAACUGUAUUUUUACUAUAAGUGUAUAGAGAUGUUAAAAUAAAAGAUUAAGACUAUUUAAAA
Messenger RNA from Sitophilus oryzae (rice weevil), 2593 nucleotides. RefSeq names its product UDP-glucuronic acid decarboxylase 1-like. The record is from RefSeq and is a predicted model, not a curated record. The transcript is spliced from 7 exons. Bases 82 to 1332 code for a protein of 416 amino acids. Gene Ontology annotation, biological process: D-xylose metabolic process. NCBI's taxonomy places the organism in Eukaryota, Metazoa, Arthropoda, Insecta, Coleoptera, Curculionidae. Gene Ontology annotation, molecular function: UDP-glucuronate decarboxylase activity; NAD+ binding. Gene Ontology annotation, cellular component: cytoplasm.